Molecule: messenger RNA, 879 nt
Organism: Akanthomyces muscarius
Lineage: Eukaryota; Fungi; Ascomycota; Sordariomycetes; Hypocreales; Cordycipitaceae
Exons: 1
Coding region: 1-879 (292 amino acids)
Source: RefSeq, a predicted model, not a curated record
AUGGAGUUGCUGGUUCACGGCAUUACUUAUACUCGUGAUUAUUGGAUGGCAUCGCCCGAGAAAUACAAGCCGGAGAAGUAUUCAUGGGUCGAGCACGCGCUAAAGAGGGGUUUCCCAGUUCUGGCGAUCGACCGAAUUGGCAACGGCUUGUCAACUCACCCGGAUCCCAUCACGGCACUGCAAAUGCCGUACGAGGUCCAAUCAAUUCACUCUCUAAUUGAAAAGAUCCGCGCCGGCGCAACGAACGCGCUUCCACGUUCCUUCGACCAGAUCGUGUAUGUCGGUCACUCGUAUGGCUCUUCGUUGGCAAGCAAUCUGCUCAAGAUGUACCCUGAUGACGUCGAAGCUGCCAUACUUACAGGAUUUUCCAGUCACGAGCUCUCGGGAUCUUCUGCUGCAGCUCUUGCCUCGAGCCUUUCGCCUGCCACCAGUUUCGAUCAUCAGCGGUUUGGCACGCUACCUCCAGGCUAUGUUGUCACAGCCACGGAGCGCAAUCGGAGUGAUUUCUUUUAUCACGCACCUGGUCACCAUUCCGAACCCAAUCUUGCCAGCAUCGAUUUCGCUACUAUGGACACCGUUGGAAUUGGUGAGCUUGCGGGGGCGAACGUUGUGCAGGCGCCUAAAUUUCGUGGCAAAAUCUAUGUCCUCACCGGCAACGAGGAUAAGAUAUUCUGUGGAAAUAACUCGGACAUUUCUCAAGAUGGAAACUGUGGAUCUGGCGACCAUAGUAUCCUUGACGAGACUCGUCAGCUUUUUCCAGCCGCCAGCACGUACGACUAUUAUGCAAUCCCAGACACCGGCCACUGCGUCAACUUCCACUAUUCUGCUCCAGCUGCUUUCAAUCGUGUACACAAUUGGCUUGAGAACGAAGGUUUUUGA